Messenger RNA from Hippocampus zosterae (dwarf seahorse), 2922 nucleotides. Its product is annotated as zinc finger protein 605-like. Gene Ontology annotation, cellular component: nucleus. The record is from RefSeq and is a predicted model, not a curated record. Gene Ontology annotation, molecular function: DNA-binding transcription activator activity, RNA polymerase II-specific; RNA polymerase II cis-regulatory region sequence-specific DNA binding. Bases 208 to 2766 code for a protein of 852 amino acids. The transcript has 5 exons. Gene Ontology annotation, biological process: regulation of transcription by RNA polymerase II. NCBI's taxonomy places the organism in Eukaryota, Metazoa, Chordata, Actinopteri, Syngnathiformes, Syngnathidae.
GUCUUUAUUUCUCUCACGCUUUCGCUUGUCGUUGCCGUCGCAAGAUGGCGACCGCGCGGUGUCAUCGCUGCCCUUGGCUGCUGUGAAACCACCACCGAAGAAGAAAAGGUGGGUGGGGUCGGACGGAGAGGCGGAGUCGACUGCAGACGACGAGCUAAAGCGCGAGGGAGAAAGCGUUAAUAAUCGCCCCAAAAGGGCCGCGUGAAAAUGUCACAAGACGAUUUUUGUCGAGCGAAAUUGCGCAGCGAGCCACAACGCGACGGAGAUUCACCCGCCCAAAGGAUCCAAGGCAUCGGGCAGGCGGCUGGUCUUCCGUCGCCCCGCGUGAAAGAGGAAGAGGAGGAUCCUUGGUCCCCUCACGUCAAAGAGGAAGAAGAGGCUCCGCACCCCCCAUGGCAGCUUAAAGAGGAGGAGGAGCCCGAACGCCUCCAUGUCAAAGAGGAGGAGCGGGAGUCCGACAUCAGCGGGUUCCCACCCGCCGGCGUCCCUCAGGAGAGCCGAGACGGCAAAGGCGAGCCGCGCGAGGCCCGGUGUCUUUGUCACGACGAAGGCCCACCGCCGCCCGACCUCCUGGCGCCCCUGUCGGACAGCGACGACGUGGACGACGUGGACGAUGUGGACGAUGUGGACGACGUGGACGACGGACCUUUGAGCGACGCGGCGGAAGGCGAAGGCGGGCCUUCGACGGGCUCCGAAAAAGAGCCGAGGCCGCGGCGGCGUCAGAAAACAUUUCGUUGCUCGGUUUGCGGCAAACGUUUUGCCCAGAAGCAACACAUGACGACGCACAUGAGGACGCACACGGGAGAAAGACCCUUCGGUUGCUCAACUUGCGUGAAAGCCUUCUGCCAGAAGCCGCAUCUGGAAUCGCACCUGCGAACGCACACGGGAGAGAAACCCUUCGGUUGCUCCUAUUGCGGGAAACGCUUCUCUCGAAAGGAGAACAUGGACGCGCACCUGAGAAUCCACACGGGAGAAAAGCCCUACCGUUGCUCGGACUGCGGUAAAGUCUUCUCUCAAAAGCCCUAUCUGGCGUCGCACAUGAGAACGCACACGGGGGAGAAACCCUUCCCUUGCCCUUUUUGCGCCAAGACGUUCUCUCGUAAGGAGCACGUGAAAUCCCACCUGACGAUCCACACGGGAGAGCAACCCUUCAGCUGCUCGCUGUGUGGCAAAUCCUUCUCUCACAGGUCAAAUCUGGUGAGGCACGUGAGUAACACGCACGCCGGGGAGAAAGGCUGGACUUGUUCGCUCUGUCGUCAAACUUUCUCACAAAAGAAGCACCUGGACGCACACGUGAAAGCGCACGUGGCCAACAAACCCUUCGGUUGCCUCCACUGCGCGGAACACUUUGCGCUGCGGGCCAAUUUGACGGCACACAUGCGAACGCACAGCAAAGGCCAAGAGCCACAGUUUUGGAUCCAGAAUGUGCGGCAGCUGUUUGGUUGCCGAGAAGAAGCCCAAACCCUCCGUGAAAAAAAUGAAGCGGAGGAAAAGAAGUUGGCGCCGAGCGUGGUGGUGGUGGUGGUGAAGACCGAAGACGAGAACGACAAAGCGGCCGAGUGGCCACCGGACGAGCUCUCGGCUCCACUGCGUCAUCGUGAUGAUGCACAAGAACCUUUGAGGAGCGUCGCGGACUGCAAAGACGUCCAGGACCUCGGAGGGAGCGCCGCUUCGGAGCCGGUGGCCCCGCUGCCCGUCGACACGAAAGAGGAGGAGGAGGAGGAGGAGGCCGAUGCCGGCACCUUCCCCCUGACCGUCGUCGUGGUGAAGAGUGAAGAUGAUGACGAUGAGCGACCCGAGUGGUCGCAGCUUCGUGACGGCAGUCCACGUGGAGAGCGGCGCACGGGGGGGGCACUUUCAGACAAGCUCUUAGCGCCCCUGUCGGACAGCGACGACCCAGAAGAAACUUGGAGGAGCGGCGCCGAGCGUCCAAGUGACGACCGGCGCUCGAAAGGCCCUGAAAGGCGGACGACUCCCGGCAAGCUGGACAACGCCUGCACGUGCAAAAAGCGCGUCACCUGCUCGCUCUGCGGAAAAGCUUUUGCCAAGCAGUAUCUGAUUAGACACAUGAGAACGCACACGGGGGAGAAACCCUACGCUUGCUCGACCUGCGGUAAAACCUUCUCCCAAAAGCCGCACCUGGACUCUCACGGGAGAACGCACACCGGAGAGAAACCCUUUCGUUGCUCGCUCUGCGGCACCGCCUUCUCGCGCAAGGAACACGUGGAGUCGCACAUGAAGACGCACGGCAGAGAAAAGCCCUUUAGUUGCGCCACCUGCGGUAAAAGCUUCUCCCACAAGCCGUAUCUGAUGUCGCACGCGAGAACGCACACGGGGGAAAAAGCCUUCGGCUGCUCGCUGUGCGCUAAAACCUUCUCCCACAAGUCGCACGUGGCGUCGCACAUGAGAACGCACACCGGAGAAAAACCCUUCCAGUGCUCGCUGUGCGGCAAACGAUUUGCUCACAAGUCGCACGAGGUGAAACACGCCAGGACGCACACGGGGGAGAAACCCUUUCCUUGCUCCCUUUGCGGCAAAACCUUCUCCCGCAAGGAUUACAUGAGCUCGCACCUGAGAGUGCACACGGGGGAGAAACCUUACGCCUGCUCGCUGUGUCACAAGGCCUUCUCUCUCAAGUCGCACUUGGUCACGCACACGCGAACGCACACGGGAGAAAAACCCUACGGCUGCUCCAUUUGCGGCGAACGCUACGCUCACAAGAACAGCUUGACCGUGCACGUGCGGACGCACGAGAAGGGACAGUAGAGAUUUUCCAACCGGCCGUCCGCAAACCACGUGCGGUGAUCCCUCGAGUGUCGUGCUUCACGGGGGGCAGAAUGCCCAGGCGAAAGGUCAUAAUCUCUUCUUACAUGGGAGGCAUGGCCUCAACCCUCAAGGAGUCGCAGUGCAGCUUAACUCAAC